UAUCGUUAGUCGUUACGAGUACAGCAAAAGGAAAUUGUGUUGCUGCGCUGCUGCCGCUGUAAAUCUUUCGACCAUGAAACUAGUUUAUUUUCUGGUGUUAUAUUGUUUAUGCAUUUCGGUAAAUGCACACCCUCCGUAUACCUGUAAUGUGACAGAACUUGCUGCUAAUGCAGGUCACACAGAAGGUAAUACUACUACUAUUAUUACUGGAGGUCGUGAAAAAGCUAAUGUCAGUGAUCCAAUCAUCAAGAAUAUAUCAGCUUUUGCACUGCCUACAAUUGAUAGGAGAUUUGAUGCAACUUUCAAGAUAGCUCGAAUUGUCAGUGCAGAAACUCAGGUUGUUGAAGGUGUAAUUUAUUACAUCCGGCUAGAAGUUUGUAGCACCAACUCCAACGGUGGAGAAGAUGAUGCCAGUUCUGAUUGCAUUAUAACAGGAGAAUCGAACCAGCAACUCUGUGAUAUACAGGUGUGGGACAGACCAUGGCUGCCUAAACGUGAACUUACACAACUAAAUUGCACUGCAAUAGAUUAAAGGCGGAAAAAGAGAGGAAUUCUGCUGAAGUCACAUCAAUUUCCUUCAUAGCUACUGAUCUUAAACAACAUUGAUCUUGAUAACUUCCAGAAUGGACAUAAUAUAUUCAUAUUUCACAUGAAAACAGACAAAUUGUUUAAAUCAGAGCCCAUCUAAAGUUGUUGAAACAUGGGUAUAGAGAAAUGGCAUGAUGUGCCUAAUCUACACUUAAAUCUGAAGCUUGAAAAGAUCCAUAUACUAUGAAGAAGGCUGGAUAAAUUUAUAAAAAAAUUAAAAGCACUUUGUAACUUGUUUUUUAUAUAUUAUAAAAAUUUCAAGUAGAUUAAUGUAAAAGAUAGAAAAGAAACAAUAAAGGAAGUUUUAAAUUACAAUGUAUGUACAAAUGUUUUAAUGAAAUAAAUUUCCUUGUUGCUUCCA
Messenger RNA from Schistocerca cancellata (South American locust), 949 nucleotides. RefSeq names its product cystatin-POGU1-like. Gene Ontology annotation, molecular function: cysteine-type endopeptidase inhibitor activity. The record is from RefSeq and is a predicted model, not a curated record. The transcript has 5 exons. Lineage: Eukaryota; Metazoa; Arthropoda; Insecta; Orthoptera; Acrididae. Bases 74 to 532 code for a protein of 152 amino acids.